Molecule: messenger RNA, 1562 nt
Organism: Malaya genurostris
Lineage: Eukaryota; Metazoa; Arthropoda; Insecta; Diptera; Culicidae
Gene: Ppt1
Product: palmitoyl-protein thioesterase 1
Exons: 5
Coding region: 104-997 (297 amino acids)
Biological process (GO): receptor-mediated endocytosis; protein depalmitoylation
Cellular component (GO): lysosome
Molecular function (GO): palmitoyl-(protein) hydrolase activity
Source: RefSeq, a predicted model, not a curated record
UUUGUGUUCAUUCUCUUCAAGCCAUUCAAUCCGUGAAGAUCGAUUGCGAGUUUUAUAUUGUGUAAAAGUCUGUGAUUAAAGGUUCAAUAAGCUCUAUUCAAAAAUGUAUCUUAUUAGUUUAAGUUUAUUAAUCGGAUUAUUGGCAUGUGCUAUUGAAGGGAGAGAGACGAAAGAAGCUCUUCCUAUCGUCUUAUGGCAUGGAAUGGGCGAUACGUGCUGUUUCCCGUUUAGCUUGGGCGGUUUUAAAACCUACUUGGAAUCCGAGCUUGGUGUGUAUGUUAAAUCACUUGAAAUUGGUGACUCAAUCGUAACGGACUACAAAAGUGGUUAUCUAAUUCACCCUAACAAACAGGUGGAUGAUGUUUGUCAGCAAAUCAGCAAUGAUUCCAAACUAGCCAACGGGUACAACGCAAUUGGCUUCUCCCAAGGGGGACAAUUUCUUCGAGCAGUUGCCCAACGUUGUCCACCGCCUAGAAUGAACAACUUGAUCACACUAGGAGGACAGCAUCAAGGCGUGUUUGGACUACCUUAUUGUCCUUCUUUGAGCAGUAAGACAUGCGAAUAUUUCCGACAGAUGCUGAACUACGCCGCCUAUGCCCGGUGGAUGCAAGACUAUCUAGUGCAAGCUACAUAUUGGCAUGAUCCACUGAACGAGCUUGUGUACAAAGAGUCCAGCAGCUUCUUAGCCGAUAUCAACAAUGAACGAGCGAUCAACCAAACAUAUGUUGACAAUUUGCAAAUGCUGAAUAAAUUCGUAAUGGUGAAAUUUACGAAGGAUAAAAUGGUGCAACCAAUCGAGUCUCAAUGGUUUGGGUACUACAAGCCGGGACAAGACAAGGAAGUUGAAAAACUUGAGGAAUCUGAGUUGUUUCUUAAGGAUCGCCUUGGUCUUCAAGAGAUGCAUAAACGAAAUAAACUUGUUUUCUUGGAAUGUGAAGGAAAUCAUCUGCAAUUCACAAAACAAUGGUUCAAGGAGAAUAUAUAUCCUUUCCUAUAAACCAAAGAAUUAGCUCAACGAUGGGAGACGUGAUUGCAAUUGUGCGUACGGUUUUGAAUAGGAAAGUUCUACAAUUUUUUAGCUUACCAUCGAACUCGAACUUAAUCACGGUGCCUUCAAUGUUAUUAGACAGUGAUAUUCCAAAAUUCACAAUGUUGAGAUAACUAGAUACGGCAUCGUAUCAUGAUUGUCAUCCCUGUGAUCACUGGAACAAUAAAAUUUUGGGUAUAGUAUCACUUUUAUUAGACCUCAAUAUGUUCUUAAUUGUAUUUCUAAACAUGAAACAUUAUUGACUUGCUCGUAUAAAUCCUAGGAAAGCGAUCCCAAAUUAAUAAUAAAGAUAUUUUAUCCAGUUUAGGAACUAAUUACUACCAAAGUUUGAAUACUGAUAUUCUGAUAAGGCAUACCGGGUGGAACGUAGUAUGACUGGGCAGGGAAUUAAUAACAACGAUACUACGGUUAAUUUGCGGUAAAAAAUUGUCUAUGAUGUACAGAUUCUUGUGAUUAGUACAUAGCUUUAAACAACAAUUCAAGAUAUUCAAUAAAGCAUUUGUUGUCUUUCGAA